Molecule: messenger RNA, 1744 nt
Organism: Pangasianodon hypophthalmus (striped catfish)
Lineage: Eukaryota; Metazoa; Chordata; Actinopteri; Siluriformes; Pangasiidae
Gene: nudt6
Product: nudix (nucleoside diphosphate linked moiety X)-type motif 6
Exons: 5
Coding region: 85-1029 (314 amino acids)
Molecular function (GO): ADP-ribose diphosphatase activity; NAD binding; NADH pyrophosphatase activity
Source: RefSeq, a predicted model, not a curated record
UACGGCUUUCUUACACUUCAAAAACCGACUUUUAUUUUUAUUCUGUAGUCUGAAGUGUAUGUAUUGGUUGCAUUAUUUCUUUCAAUGUCUCCAUUUAGUCGCGGUUUUGUUCCCUCUUUUAUGAAACUCCUAACCCGCUAUCCGUGUCGCAGUACUCGGGGGUCGCUGUGUCGUUUCUCCGGUUAUGCGGCACAGCAGCAGCGGCAGCAGGAGCAGCAGCAGCAGCGGGGUCCCGGAGCUCCUCUGGCCGCCUCAGUGGACGCGCACGGCGGCGUGACAGUGCGCCACCUGCCCGCUGACGUCACCGAAGCUGCGUUCAGCGAGCUGCUGCGUGAGUCUGUGUGUGUGUGGCGCUCUGAGGGCCGCGUGGCUGUCUGGCUGCGUGUUCCUCUCUGUCGGAGUCGUCUAGCCGAGGCGGCAGCGCUACAGGGUUUUACCUUCCACCAUGCGGUUCGGGACGAGGCCGUGCUCAGCCUGUGGAUGGGGGACGGAGAGAGCCGCCUGCCCAACUAUGCAACACACCAGGUCGGAGUUGCAGGUGCUGUUGUGAACCAGUCUAAUGGAAAGGUCCUUGUCGUUCAAGACAAGAACAGGGCUAAGAAUAUGUGGAAGUUUCCUGGUGGAUUGUCAAAUCCAAGUGAAAAUAUUGGCGACACUGCAGUCCGCGAAGUUUUUGAGGAAACUGGCAUCCGAUCUGAAUUCCGAUCUCUCCUGAGUAUCCGUCAGCAGCACCACCACCCCGGAGCGUUUGGGAAUUCGGAUAUGUAUCUGAUCUGCCGUCUCGCCCCAGUAACCUACGAGAUUAACUUCUGCAAGCACGAGUGUUUACGUUGCGAGUGGAUGGAUUUGGCAGAAUUGACCAAAAUUAGUGACGCUACGCCCAUAACGAGCCGCAUCGCCAAACUGCUUCUGUACGGACUAGAGAACGGAUUCGACAACAUCGAUCUAAGCAUGGAGGAGUUGCCUGCCGUGUACACCGGAUUAGUCUAUCAGAUUUAUCACAGGAAACUUCCUGAGCGGUAUAAAUAAAUCUCACAGUGUGCUGAAGAUGUAAUACAACGCCUGUUUUCCUAGAGGCCUUGUUUACGAGAAGAAUAAAAUCAAUAGCCAUUUCUCACAUUUAAAUAUCAAUUCAAAGCAAUAAAUUUAUGUUUUUCAACAAAAAGAUGGGAAAAGGACCAAAUAGAAUUUCAUUAGAACACAGUGACUGAAAAGAUGAAUAAUAUUAGAUGUCUUUUCUUUUGUUUUUUUGAGCUAAGAGCAUUAUUUUUGGCUGUAGAUAGCUCUUACCUAACAUACAGUAUACACCAAACACAUAUUACAGUUACAUUAUAUUAAACUCAUUUUAGUAAUAUUUGCUCUUUUUCCCUCUCAAGCAAGCAUUUGUUUUGUUAUAUUUAUCCAAUAUGUGCAUUUUCUUUUAGGCGGUAAUGGCCAAAACGGGGAAAACGUAUGAAUGAACAAAUUGGUAGAGUAAUUAAAUAUUUAGACAACAGCGCUUUUAAAUGUUCAAUUCUGAUUGGUCAGAAGGUGUUGAUUUCACUGCUAUAACAGCAGCUCUGACAGUAUGUCCAGCUGUACGUCAAAUCACGUGAAUUUACAUUAAUGUGCUCUAAUACAUUAUUGUAUCUGUAGCAAGAACUAAUUCAAAGGGACUUAUACCUCAAAUAAUUAUUUAUAUAUCAUUAUAUAUAUAUAUAUAUAUAUAUAUAUAUAUAUAUAUAUAUAUAUAUAUAUAUAUAUA